This is a messenger RNA of Funneliformis caledonium, 3129 nucleotides long. NCBI's taxonomy places the organism in Eukaryota, Fungi, Glomeromycota, Glomeromycetes, Glomerales, Glomeraceae. The record is from the annotation of a GenBank genome assembly.
AUGACUUCUCAAAUAUAUUACAAGUUCAAAAGUGCCAAAGAUUAUGACAAUAUUACUUUCGACGGUCUCGGGAUCUCUGUUUUCGAUGCAAAAAAGGAAAUUUUAACUGCAAAAAAAUUGAAAGGAAAUGACUUUGAUAUUGUGGUUACCCAUGCUGAAUCUGGAGAAGAUUACCAAGAAGACACUGCAAUAAUACCUAGAAAUACACCUAUAGUGGUUCGGCGAGUACCCACUAAGCCUGGGAAAGGGACUGCGCACCGUUAUUUAGAGGGAGUGCCAGCAGUCUCACGCAAUGCAGCGGCCGGAAAUCGAAUUAAUUAUGGAAAUACUAAUGGAUCAAUGUCAAAGACUUUCGACUCGUCCAAGCAACAACAACAAAUGCAGGUUUCACGACCUUCCCCUAUUCCGACCAUAACUCUCAGCUCUGGUGAAGAACAAACGGAAGAAGAUAAAAUUGCAGCUAUGUUUGCACAAUCAUCAGAAUUUUGGGAAAAAACACAGGAACAGAUGGCUUCAAAACCGGCACUUCGAAGGCCAAAUCAACCUCGUCCUCAAGUGAAGCAACAAAUUCAAAAGGCUCUUCCACCAAAUUAUGUCUGUUAUAGAUGCGGGCAAAAAGGACAUUGGAUCCAAGCAUGUCCGACAAAUGGUGAUAGAUCGUUCGAUCACAUGAAAGUUAGAAAGACGACGGGAAUACCUAGGAGUUUCUUGCAAAAAGUUGAACAAGUGCCUCCCGGAGGGCUGCUUGGCAAAAAAUUUCAUGCUCGUCAAAAAUCAUAUGUGACUACUAAUGAAGUACUUGAAGAAACGCUUCCGGUGCCUCCCGAACUCCAAUGCAUGAUAUGUGCCCGACUUCUUAGAGAAGCGGUUAUAACGCCGUGUUGUCAGGCCUCAUUUUGUGAUGAAUGUAUUCGAAACGCAUUAAUCAGUACCGAACAAGAAGAUCAGCAGUUCAAGUGUCCAAAUUGUCAAACUCAAUUAUCACCUGAUGGCUUAUUACCUGACAAAGCAACUAGAGAAGCCGUGAACAAUCAUUUAAGAGAUUGGGCAAGACGUAGAAAUGAACAGAUUGUACCUGAGGAAGCUUCAACAUCGUCUGAUACUUUAGUAAUGGAAAAGGAUCAACAACCAAUAACAACGGAUCUCAUAGAUCAUGAACAACCUCCAAAAGUGAAGACUGAGCCGGUUGUUGCUAAAGUCGAAUUGCCCAAAAAACCAAUUCAUGAACUUCCGCAAAUACCUCCACCGCAACAAUCAACUCUCUCACAGCAAUCUCAGUUACCACAAGUGCCAUCUCAACAAUCUCAACAAUCAUCACAGUUUCAACAAUCACAACAGCAAUUACAACGUCAGCAGCAUCAAUUUUCGAAUGCCAACGGAAAAACGUUUCCACAGCAAAAUCCUUCGGCCGCCCAACAAGCAACGUACGGACAAUUUGGAUAUUACAAUGAUUACGGAUUUGGUUAUGAUCAAGGAUACUGGUAUGAUGAUGCCGGAUAUCCUCAGAUGAGUAUGAAUAUGAUGAAUGCGCCGGGAGGUUAUUACGAUCCAUCAUAUUUUGAAUCCGGAUUUUACCCUGCAGAUCAUUUCCCGGCACCACAACAAUUCAUGCCACCCUUUAGACCACCAGUUUAUGAUGAUUUUUGGGAUAAUAGGCCAAUGAUUCCACCACAAGGUAAUUUCACCCCAUUUGGGAAUAACGUGGGAGGUGGUAUGGGCGGUACUGCUAUACAACCUUUCAGAGGUGGAGGUUUUCGUGGCGGAUUUGCGCAACGUGGGGGUAAUUUUCAAAACCGUGGCCGAGGAGGUGGAGGUGGAGGCCGUGGAAGAAGUACAAGUUAUUUCUACGAGCAGCGACCAUUUAAUAGCGGACACGGAAGUAGUAGUAAUGAUUUUAGAAGAGAAUCAAGCAUGAGCCCUUCGGUGGGUAGGAGAGAAGCGUCCGAAAGGCCAGAAUACCGGGAAGGCGAACAAAAGUAUGAAGAAGUGGACGAUUUUGGACGUGAUUUGGCACGUCGAAAAUCGUUAACGUCACCAGAUAAGGAUAGUCGUGAAAAGCUAACUCCUCCUCUUUUACCUGAUCGUGAUAGACGCGAUAGGGACAUUAUUGCAGAUGAAGAUUUGGAUAGUAGAAGACGAGAAAAGGCAAGAAGUCAUAGCAGAAGUAGAAGCAAAGAGAGACGAAGCAGCAGUAGGUCGCGUCAUCGUACCCGAAAACCUCGCGAUGAAUUACAUCGUAGCCGAUCACCAUCGAAGCAUGAUCAUCGUAUACUGUUCGAUGAUCGAAGAAAGAAUUCGACAUCGUCUAGACGUAGUCGUGACGGAUUUAUGGAAAGAAAAGAGGAUCGAAGAUAUGGUGAUGAACGACGCGUUUCGGAUGAUCGACGAUACUAUGAUGAUCGACGAUAUUCCAUACCCGAUAGGAGAGAUGAAAGGCGUGAAUCAAUUUCGGACAGGAGAAGCGAUAGAGAUAGAGACAAUAGACGUGAUGACCGUCGUGAUUCAUACAAUAGUUCACGUUAUGAAAGUAGACGUUUAUCUAACGAACGUUAUGAUGAUCAGGAAAAAGCUCGAACCCCUUCGCCCAAUAAUAUGAUGAAUUAUGAAAACGAUAAUGAAAAUGGCGAAAACUUGUAUCAAAGUCCACGUGAUGACUUUGACGUGGAAAUGCAUGAGAAAAAUGAUCAAUCAGAACCGACGAUAGUACAACAAAACUAUGAAGAUAAUGAAAGACAAUCCCGAUCGGACUCACCAAAACCCAUAAUAGAUACUGAAGAAUUUCAGGUUUCUUCAACAAAGGAUGAUAGGCCUACUACACCUCCUUCACCUGACAAAUUUCUAGAUAAACGUCGACAUUCUUCAUCCCACAAACAUCGAAGUAAUAAAUAUCACAGAUCAUCACAUCAUCGACACGAGUCAUUAGAUAAAGAAGACAAUGAUAGAAAUUCAACCUCCAAAUCUCGUCAUAAUCCUUACCCCAAAGAUGAUUAUCAUCGAAGUGGAAAUCGAAAACAUAAAAAACAUCAUUCUUCACGUCAUCAUAGUAAUCGUCAUCGUAAUAGUAGAUCUAAAGAUGGUGAAACAAUUAGGCGGAGACAUUAUAGCAGAGAUAGGGAUGAACGGAGAUGA